AUGGAUGUCAACGAACACAAGAAAUGGAUGCAAGAAGCUAUGGCGAUGGCAGAAGAGGCACUGGAGGCUGGAGAGGUGCCAGUUGGUUGCGUCUUUGUAAGAGAUGGUGCAAUCAUAGCUAAAGCCAGGAAUCGCACGAACGAACUACGCAAUGCAACAAGACAUGCAGAACUAGAGGCUAUCGAUAGCAUUCUUUCCGACAAAAACCUCACCCCAGAAAUAAAGCAAUACCCACUAUCUGCGACAAAACUCUACGUUACGGUCGAGCCCUGCAUCAUGUGCGCCUCCGCUCUGAGGCAAAUGGGAAUCAAAGAAGUGUAUUACGGGUGUGCCAAUGAUAGAUUCGGGGGAUGUGGUAGUGUCUUGGGUGUCAAUGAAAAACUUCCUCAUCCUUUUCAUCCCGGUUAUUCUGCCCAGGGUGGGUUUUGUCGCGAAGAAGCCAUCAUGGUUUUGCGUCGGUUCUAUAUCACGGAGAAUGUCAAUGGUAUUUUCACACAAAGUUCAGAAAUAAUGUUGUCCAUUACACUCAUCCCCUCGAUUCCAGCUCCCAUCCCAAAAUCCAAAGCUAAUCGCGUCCUCAAAACCGAAAUUGUUCCUGUCACACUGCCGCAUUAG
Psilocybe cubensis is the source of this 615-nucleotide messenger RNA. RefSeq lists its product as uncharacterized. Gene Ontology annotation, biological process: tRNA wobble adenosine to inosine editing. Gene Ontology annotation, molecular function: zinc ion binding; tRNA-specific adenosine-34 deaminase activity. The record is from RefSeq and is a predicted model, not a curated record. Bases 1 to 615 code for a protein of 204 amino acids. NCBI's taxonomy places the organism in Eukaryota, Fungi, Basidiomycota, Agaricomycetes, Agaricales, Agrocybaceae. Gene Ontology annotation, cellular component: cytoplasm; nucleus. The transcript has 4 exons.